Penicillium salamii is the source of this 828-nucleotide messenger RNA. NCBI's taxonomy places the organism in Eukaryota, Fungi, Ascomycota, Eurotiomycetes, Eurotiales, Aspergillaceae. The record is from the annotation of a GenBank genome assembly.
AUGUAUCACUUGGCCAAGUCGCUGUACUUAGCUGCCACAAGUAAAGAAGGUACGUCUCGCGAUCUGAUGAUCGAUCGCAUCGCUGUUACCCCGGAUUUGAUGCUGACUAGUCGGACAGAGUACUCUGUGAUUCUUCUGGGGUUAGACAAUGCUGGGAAAACCACACUCCUCUCCCAGAUCAAAGCGCUCUACCAGCCCCGUCCAGAGGGCGCCCCCGCGCCCAACCCCGGAAAAACCGUCCCCACCGUCGGUCAGAAUGUCGCAACGAUACCCUUACACGAUAUGAACCUGAAGAUCUGGGAUGUCGGAGGUCAGAUUUCAAUGCGAGGCCUCUGGCAAAGUUACUAUACGAGCUGUCACGCGAUCAUCUUCGUGGUUGACAGCGCAGAUGUCGGCCAAGACCCUGAUAUUGCCCGUCUGAUCUCAAGACGCGCAAGUUCCACACCUGGCACGCGCACCACCCGUGGGAAUUCCGGCGCAGAGGCAUUCACAGAAAAUAAUGUGGGGAUAGGUGCUGCCAGCAGUGAGUUUGGACGUUUGGACGAGUGCCGACAAGUCUUGGAGUCUGUUCUGCAGAAUGCAGAUGUCGCUGGUGUGCCUAUCCUGGUGUUGGCGAACAAGCAGGAUCGGGAAGAUUGUGUGGAGGUGGUUCGCAUCAAGGAGGGGCUUGUUCGCAAGGUCUUCGAGGGGGAAACGGGAGGAGGUGUUCGGGACAGUCGUGUGCUGCCGGUCAGCGCGCUGCUGGGGUCUGGAGUGCAGGCGGCGGUGGAGUGGGUGCAGAGUCGGGUCAAGUGGAAUAAAGAGGGCCGGCCUCCUGUUAUGCGUUGA